AGCAGCAUGAGCAAAUCAAUUCUGAUCGUUGGCACACUCCUGGUGACCAUCUUCAUUGGCCAUCUCCCAGUUGGCCAGGCCGUCACCUGUGCCGAUGAUCCCGACGAUGCGGCCUGCAUCGAUUGCACGGCCGAAGCGAAUGUGGACAAUGCCGAGUGCACCACCACCACGGUGGCUCCCGAAGUCACGACAGCAGCUGCCGAGGUCACCACCGCGGCCGCAGCUGCAGACUCUGCCACCGACUCCACCACCGCUUCCUCCACGUCCACUACCAAGAAAAUGAUGGUCAUCAGGAAAUUCAAGCGGACAAAGACGAUGCCAAAAGUGAUCGUGACGAGGACGAGCAACAGGAGCAGUGGCAACAGGAGCAGUGGCAACAGGAGCAGUGGCAACAAGAGGAGGAGCAAAUCUGGUUAG
This is a messenger RNA of Drosophila rhopaloa, 417 nucleotides long. RefSeq lists its product as uncharacterized. Bases 7 to 417 code for a protein of 136 amino acids. Lineage: Eukaryota; Metazoa; Arthropoda; Insecta; Diptera; Drosophilidae. The record is from RefSeq and is a predicted model, not a curated record. The transcript has a single exon.